ACACAGAAACACACACGUCCACGCACACAAGCAUACACGAACACACACUUAUACACACUCUCCGAGCUCUUCUCCGACAGAGGAGAGAGAGCGCGAGCGCAGAGAGAGAGAGAGAGAGAGAGAUAAACAGAGAGAGAGAGAGAGAUAAACAGAGGGAGAGAGAGAGAGACUAUAGGAACGCGGCGGCUUGUGUGUGCGUGCGUGCGUGCGUUCGCGCGUGUGUGAAGGUACGCUCGCUCGGUGGUAGAAACGACUGGCGGGGCGGAUAUGGAGGGGUUCGGGAAAAACGCUGGGAACUGACCGAGCACCGAGACGAAGAGAGGGACAGAGAGAGAGAGAGAGAGAGAUAAAGAACGGACGGACAUCACGGAAGGAAGGAAGGAAGGAAAGGAGGAGAGGAGAGGAGGAGAGAUAGAAGUCUGACAGAGGAGCGGAAGACUGUGAAGAACGGGCUCGUCUGGAACACAGAAGGAUCCUAAGUGAGCCCUGGGCUGGAUGGGACCCAUCAUGCCCCCCAGUAAGAAGGCCCAAAGCCCCAGUAGUGGAGCCAGUGCCUCGCAGGGUAUGAGCCCGUCGUAUCGGCAGGGGGACGCCGCCACAGCCGCGUCCGAGGCGGAAGCGGCUGACCUCUCCCUGUCCCUGUCCGCCUCCUUCUCCAAGGCCGAGGAUGAGGAGCUCACCAGCCUCUCCUGGCUCCACGAGAGCACCGACCUCCUCAACAGCUUCAGCCACUCGGGGCUGCGUAGCGUCUCCCCCCUGCAGGACCCCGACGGUCAGCACGCCCGCUCUCCCUCGUCCUCGUCUCCCUCCCCGGACGACCCCCUGCUCGGCGACGCACACUCGGCGUACGACUUGGCGGCAGGGGCCAACAGGAAACCGCCGUACUCCUUCAGCUGCCUGAUCUUCAUGGCCAUCGAGGACGCGCCAAAUAAGCGGCUGCCUGUGAAGGAUAUCUACGGCUGGAUCCUGGAGCACUUUCCUUACUUUGCUAGCGCCCCCACUGGCUGGAAGAACUCAGUGCGCCACAAUCUGUCGCUCAACAAGUGCUUCAAGAAGGUGGAUAAAGACCGGAGUCAGAGCAUAGGCAAAGGCUCUCUGUGGUCCAUAGACCCGGAGUACCGGCACAACCUGAUCCAGGCGCUGAAGAAGACGCCGUACCACCCCUACUCGCCCGGCCUGGCCACGCCCUCCACCUCCCCUCCCACCCUGACUCAGACGUUUCACCACAGUCCUCCAUUGUGGUCGGGGAAUCCCCUCUUCAGAAAGAACGGAGGAGUUCUCCUACAAGUUCCUCGUGGUGUGAUCCAAAAUGGCGCUCGUGUCAGGAGCCAGGCGCUCUUCCCUGUGAUAAGACCCCUACCUGUAAGCCCUGUGGGGAGCAGGACCUCGGCCAUACGAUCAUCCCUGGGAGAUUAUCUCAGCCGAGGACAGGACAGCCCGUCCCGGUACUCUCCUCCGCUCUGCAGCGAGGACCUCCAGGACGACCACACUUACAGCACGGCCAAAUCCCCCAGCAGGCUGUGCUCCUCCGGAGUCGGCAGCCCUUCCUCUCCCCUGGACGACGACGACGACGACGACAUCAUCGCCGUGGAGAUCCAGUCAGACGUCAAACCCGAGCCCCGGGAGAUCCCGCUGGAUUCUCACAUCACCGCUGCCGCCGCCACCUACAUUUCCCAGCAGGCCCUGCGCGGACAGAGACGUAGUUUGGGGCCGGGAGCUGGGACUCCUGCGGGAAGCAGUUUGCCCUGGACCAAAAACCGAGCAAGGGGCAUUAGCGACACGCUGCCGCUGAAGAAGCGGCGCGCGGCGGCGGUGGAGAAGCCGCCGGAGAGCGACGACGAGGAGAUGAAGGAGGCGGCGGGGUCGCUGCUCCACCUGGCGGGGGUCAGAGCCUGUCUCAACAACAUCACAAACCGCACCGCCAAGGGCCAGAAGGAGCAGAAAGAGGCCCUGAGAAACUAGUACAUGGUCAUGCAAACACACACAGACGCUAUACAGCUGAAAGCACGCACGCACACACACACACACACACACACACACACACAAAUAGGUCAACAGGUAACGUUACUACAGCAUUAGUCUCAACAGACACUUCUCAUCUCCCUCUAUCUAUCUGCAGGGCAUUAGGUGAAUCCUACUUAUUUGUGGCAAUAUCAAAAAUCUAUGUUUUCCUACAUGUUCAGCAACACUAACAUCAAUGGGUAUUUCUCAUGUGUCUUUGUUGUUUUUGUUGUUUAAAAGGGGAUGAAAGCCAUAAAAAAAAAACCGCAUGUUUUGUCACUAAUUUGGACAAGUUGAACACGACAAAACCGAAUCACAUUGAGGAGCGUGCAGUACAUAAACACAGAAGAUGGCUGUUUGUUUGUUUCUAUGUGAAUCUGUAGCAAUCUCGCAGUGAUGCCAGCAAAGAGGGCGGAGCCUAUUCAACGAGACUUAGCGCUCCCGCGGCCGCUCGCUGGCAUCACUCUCCGACAUCCACGAGCACAAAUGUGAGACUGUGCCAAAGAUAAGCGACCAGGUUGCUUCAUGUAGCCGAUACGACAGCUGACAAAAAAAGAAGAAGGCAUAGUGGUAAAGGAGAGCUGGGGAGAAUGACCUAAAGCGUCACAAUAAUUGUAAAACCCAAUGUGAUAUAUAAUCAUGCACUUAAGAUUAUUUAACACCACUUAUAAUAGAAGCAUCAUGGGUAAAGACAUGGUUUAUUUCAAGAGCACUCAUAGUAUUUAAGAAUAGAUAUUUAAAAAAAUAAAAAAAUGGUCAUGUUUUAUCACCAUAGAGAUGGAUAGUGUGCCGGGUCUGAGGCAAUAUCUCCUUCAUUUUGUUGUUGUUGUUGCAUAAUGUAAACGUCCCUGAAACUUCCCCAGUACUUCUGUCCAUAGAUGUAGACACCUGGUAUAGAUAUCGUAGCUACCAGUAGCUACCACACCUUCCUCUUCAUUUAACAAUGUCAAAGAACUAUAUACAUGAACUGUGGGUUUAGAUUUCUGUUUGUGUCUGUUUACCCUCAUAAAGAUAUAAGCAAUUUGUCCCGUGUGGACAACUCUGUAAAAAGGUUAGAAAAUAUUUUAUUUUUUUCCUUUCUUAAUUGAAGCAAUUUGACCUGCAGGACUUUCUCAGUUAUAUUGCAUGGGUGCUUGUAAAUAAGAUAAAAAGCAAAUCUUUUUUAUUCAAAGAUCAUGUAAGAUAAACAAUGUAUUUAGCAUGAAGCAUGACUUAUUUUCAUAUAAACCUUGUUCCUAGAGGAAAGAAAAAAAGUUUUGCCGCCAAUUCUUAUACCCGUGAUUAUAUUGGAAUUUUUUUUUUUUUUUUUUUUUUUUUUUGAAUCUUUUGGGUUCUUUUUUUUCUGAGUGGGCUUUCAAAGACACGUCUUCAGGGAGGAGCGUGGGGGAUCACUCUGCACCUCUGGGCUUCGGGUUCAGGCUAUGUAGGCCAGCUGAAUCACCUCUUAGGGGUGGGCUUCCGUCUUCUUCUGCCUGUACAGUGAUUUUUAGGUGUUCAAUGUUAACCCCAGUGUUAUUUCAGAACACAUGUGUAGAGUGUGUGUGUGAGUUGGUGUGCCCAGGAGCACACACCCUUUAACAUUGUGCCUGCCUGCCUGCCUGCCCUCAGUACCUCUGUUGUCAUGUCUCUGACAUGUUUUCACAGAACGUUCCUUGUCUUUAUUUAUAACAGUAUUGAUUUUUUCUCUCCUGUGUGUAAAUGUACAUGUGUCCUUAUUUCCCAUCGGCAUUGUUCAGUGUAAAUGUAUGGAUCAGACAGGCAUGGGAAGCUGAAAGAACCUCAUAUCUCCAAAUAGGCUACUUAGAAAUAAUAUUGAAAAGGGAGAGGAAUGUAGGAGAUGGCAUAAUGAGAUCAUUUUUUAUUAUUAUUUACAUACAGUAUUGUUAACCCUUUGGUUAAAGGAGUUACAUGCCCUUGUGGAUGUCAAGCUUGCAUACAUAUUUAUCUCAAGAGCCCAAUCCGGAGAUCAGAGGGUUUUUUAAAUAUAUUUUGCCACUCUACAAAGAGUAUGAGAAUCUCACUUAGGAUCAAGAAAACACUGACUUGAUUGAAAUCCACAAGGGCAGUAGUGAGAUUUGACAUUUUUGCAUCAGAAGUAAUAUAAAUGCUGCACUGCCAUGAUUCGGCACGCUUUUGCUGAAACAGAAAUGCAUAAAUGUAUUAUAAUUUCCCCCGCACUUGCAGAGAUGCAGUGCAAACCAAAAAAAAAGCAGCUCUGGAGGACAAAACAUCAGCUGUUUGGUUGUAGCAGCGGCCACGCCAGAGUUUUGUUUCAGCUCAAUGGACGUUGAGUGAUUGUCAGCGAGACAAGCAGGCCAACGAAUGCAUGACCCAUCCACCGGUACAGUCUUUAGCCACCUGUAGCAUGCAUCACUGGCUUUGCAUUGUGUAUGGUAUCCAUGCCGGCUAUGUACAAAACGAAGGCUAAGAGGAGACACCGUCAGUGUUCUUGUUCGGUGCCAUGCGUCUCUCGUCUGAUAUCUGUCCCACGGCCCGGGUCGGCAACAAUCCACUGUCGCGGUGACUGAUAAUGUGUUCAGCUGGCGAGAGGCAUGUCGAGGGGGGAAUGUGUUGCUUUAGCAACCACCUUUUUUCUUCUGACUCACUCGGCGGCGUGCAGGAAGGAUGAACUCCUGACCUACGAGUCCUGGAAGAAAAGAGCAACACAUAAGAAAUACCUUGGACAGUUCAAAGCAAAGGAAAAGCCCUCCAAAUCAAGUGUUUGUUCCAAACAUGCCAAACAUAACAAUGAAAUGCUCAAAAAGAUGCCGUUGCCAUGUUAUGAUUUUAUGUUUUUAUGCACAUUUUUUAUUUUAUGUUCUGUUUUCUUUAUUGACAAAAUUAUCUACAAUACUGCCAUUAUUUCUUAGGUGACUGUCCGAGCUGAAUAUUGGAAAGCCAUAGGUUAGAGAUGUCAAAAUGCAAAACUGUUAUUGAUCUGUGAGAUGUGAUGCAGAGUGCACCGGGGUGUUGGUUUUUUUUUUUUUCAGUAAAUGUUAAAUUCUCUCCUUAUUGUGCAAUCAUAUUGCCAAAGAAUGAUUUUAAGACCUAUUUCAUCACUACAUGUAAAUAUCAACGUUGUCCAAUACCGUGGCAAAAAAUAUAUAAAUGUUGUUUUAUUUUGUUUUCCAUUUCCUGAAAAACUGCAAUGAUGUUUAUGUGAUGUAUUGUCUUCCAGUUGGUUGCAAUAAUAAAAAAUACAAGUUGC
Cyclopterus lumpus (lumpfish) is the source of this 5209-nucleotide messenger RNA. RefSeq names its product forkhead box protein N3-like. Gene Ontology annotation, biological process: regulation of DNA-templated transcription. The record is from RefSeq and is a predicted model, not a curated record. NCBI's taxonomy places the organism in Eukaryota, Metazoa, Chordata, Actinopteri, Perciformes, Cyclopteridae. Gene Ontology annotation, molecular function: DNA-binding transcription factor activity; cis-regulatory region sequence-specific DNA binding. The transcript is spliced from 6 exons. Gene Ontology annotation, cellular component: nucleus. The coding region runs from base 496 to 1962 and encodes 488 amino acids.